Messenger RNA from Haliotis rubra (blacklip abalone), 1038 nucleotides. Its product is annotated as probable glutamate receptor. Gene Ontology annotation, molecular function: transmitter-gated monoatomic ion channel activity involved in regulation of postsynaptic membrane potential; AMPA glutamate receptor activity. Gene Ontology annotation, biological process: synaptic transmission, glutamatergic; monoatomic ion transport; modulation of chemical synaptic transmission. The coding region runs from base 21 to 944 and encodes 307 amino acids. The record is from RefSeq and is a predicted model, not a curated record. Gene Ontology annotation, cellular component: dendritic spine; postsynaptic membrane; plasma membrane. Lineage: Eukaryota; Metazoa; Mollusca; Gastropoda; Lepetellida; Haliotidae. The transcript is spliced from 4 exons.
GUACAAGUUAACAAUCCACGAUGUCAGCUCCAACCUACACCGUUACCUCGAUACUAUCCGAUCCCUACGUCAUGAAGAAAGAUGGCGAGGGCUAUAAAGGAUUCCUCGUUGAUGUACUCGACAAAGUUGCCGAGCUGGUGGGCUUCAAAUACAACAUUCGGCUCUCUAAAGACGGCAAAUACGGAUCUUACGGCAAUGGACAAUGGAGUGGCAUGAUUGGAGAGGUGGUACGAAGGGAGGCAAACAUAGGCCUGGGAGACGUCACCAUUACCAGAGAAAGAGAACGAGUUGUGGACUUUUCCAAGCCAUACCUAAGUCAGACUCUACGUCUUCUAGUGAAAACGCCUAAAAGGUAUGAACCUGGCCUUGGCUAUUUUCUGCAACCAUUCUCGUCGGAAAUUUGGUUGUCUAUCCUGUUUGCGCUUCUCCUCGUGGCAAUCCUAUUCGUCCUCAUCGGUCGGUUCAACCCGUUUGAAUGGAGACAGGUGGCAUCGGACAAAGACCCCAGAGGUGCAAGACACAGCUUUGGCCUGAGAGAGAGUUUCAUGUUUGUGUUCAGCACUAUCACACUGCAAGGUUACCGAGAAACGCCCCGGUCUCUGGCAGGACGGGUGUUGGUCGUGUCUUGGUUCAUCUUCGUCUUCUUCAUCGUGGUGGCCUACAUCGGAGCAGCUGUGACCUUCAUGUCAGCCGAAGUAGGGAUGCCAUCACUGCCUUUUGAAGAUCUUGAAGACAUAGUUGAUGGUGGGGACAUCCAAAUUGGAAUGGUGCGCCAUGGGAGUUCGUUUAAAUCUUUCAAGACGAGCAAAGUAGACAUCUACCAGCGUGUGGCUGACUACGUUGAGAUGCGGAACUCGUUUGUCAACAACACUGCAGAAGGAAUUGAAAGAGUAAGACGUAGUCAUGGAAACUUUGUAAUGAUUCUGGAGUCGUUGCAGAGCUGAAUACAUUACUGAGCGACAGUGUGAUGUUAUGGUGUAUGGCAACAGUCAUUUCAGUCAGGCCUUGGCUCUUUUCACAAAUAAAGGGUCCGGUCUC